AUGGAGAAGGACAAGUCCCCACAGUUGGUGACUCCUGCAUCAGUGAAAGCCAUCAUCUCGAGGAUUGAGGUCGCCCAGCUAAGUCGGGUUCAGGAGGAUAUCUCUUCCCAGCUCGCCGAAAUCUUGGACAAUGUCAAUUGUGUCAUCAACCGCUUCCAGGAAGAACUGGGAUAUGAUUUAAAAGAAAAAGCAAAAUCUCGCCAGAUACAGCAAAGGGGCAAGAAAAGAUUCAUCUUGUUGGAGAAAAUUGCCUCCUUCUCCAAAGAUGCGAAGACUAAAGAGAAGCACUUAUACGAAAUUCUCCACUGGCUGGGUGACUGGGGUGACAGUCUGACCUAUGAGAUCAGUAACAGGCAGAGUGAGAAGGAAGAGGAAGGCCUGGACGAAUGGAUUGAGGUGAUGGAAAAAUUGUUACCUCUCUCCCUCAUCACCACCAAAGGAGGCAUCGAAUCUCUCAUUUCCCUUUGCUCCACUCUCAUUGAAGGACAAAAGAAAAGGGCACAAAUGUCCAAACAUACAUUCUGGCAAGGCUGGCAGAAACAAAACCUACAAAAAUCGACAUCCUGCCCUCAGCCACUGAGCCCAGAACAGAUGCUCCAGGACAAGAAUACUACCUGUGCGAAGGUUUCUGAGGUGAGGUCCAUGCUGCAGGAGCUCCUGGACUCCACCAUGUUCAACCAGGGAGAAGUCAGGGCCAUCAGGUACAUGUCUGCUGUGGUGGAGAACCUCAACAGGGCCUUGAUCCUCCAGGACAAUGAGAACAGGAGCCUGGAGACCAAAUACAGGCAACUGAAAAUAGAGAUGACCAAAGAACUCAGCAGCCAGAGGCUGGACUUCCAGAACUCCCUCCAAAUCCUUGAGAAUAAGAGGGAUGCCCUAUUAAGCCAGGUAGAAACUCUAGGGGGAAAGUGUCAUGACCUUCUCCUGAUAAAGCAUGACUUAGAGUUUCAGCUGAAGAAUGCUCAGUCUGCUAAAGGUCAAGCUGACACUCUGGGCCCACUUGAGAAAGAGGCUCUCCCGAAGAAAGAAUCAGCCAUGGAGGAGCCGUUAUUUUCACCACUUUCCCCAAGUCCCAGGGCCAGUGCUGGGGAAAGUGGUACUAGGUCUUUAGCAUGUCAGCCACUUUCCCUCAUGACUGUGCACUCGAGGAUUGCAGAUGCAUACAGCAGCAGGGAUGCUGAAAGUCUUCAGCCUGUGUUUCCAUCCUCAGUGGAUCACAAGAAAUGGGAAAUAAUGUUGGCAGAGAGCCCAGACCACAAAGUUAAAGACCAGAAGGACUUCUUCCAGGAAGCAGCCCAGGAGAAAGAAGGACUCCAAAUUAAGUCCCAUGUUAGGGAGCAGCUGUCUCUAGAGAGCUCUAGGACGGUGGCCUUGGAGAGCAAGGGGGAGCACUGGGAAGAGGAACUCAGCUGGGAGAGGCGGAGGCAGCAGUGGCUGGAGGAGGAGGAGCUAUGGCUGCAGCGGCAGCAGAAGUGGGCCCUGCUGGAACAGGAGCACCAGGAGAAGCUGCGGCAGUGGGCGGUGCAGGAAGCGGCAAAGGAGCAGCAGGAGAGAUUGGUCCAGCUGGAAAAGGGGGAAGGGGGCCCUCGGAGAGAGCUGGAGCAGCCAGGCAAGGAUGAGGAGAUGAUCUUCGUGACCACCAAUCGAUGGAGGGACUUGGAGAAGGCAUCACCGCCCCCUCCCCCAAGCCGAACCCAAUCUGCUGGCCAAGGCAGGAGGCCACACUUGCCCAGGUCCCCUAAUACCUGGAAGCCUGCUCCAGGAUAUCAGAGGGUCAAGAGUUCACCCGAGUUAACCCUGAAAUCAUGGACCCAUCGGGUUCCCACAAAGAUCAAGAAAUCAGCCUCUGUUCCUGGCACAGGGACAUCCAUCAGAAAGGUGACCCAGACCCCUUUGCAUAUAUCCUCCGUGACUCUAAACAAGGAAUACCACAUGGAUGUGGAGGCCCAGAGGAAAAACCUGCAGCUCCUGAGUGAGAAUGCUAAGCAGGGGCUGCCCAACCCCCUGUGCAGCGAGGCACUGAAGCUCACCACUACCACCAUGGAACUGACCGAGCUCAGGCUGCAGAGCCUGUGCCAUAAAUAUAUCAUCUACAGAUGCUUCCAGAGCCUCCGACAAGAAGUGAUCAGCCACAUACAAGCCAUGCGGGAAACCGGGGCUACCUACAAGGCCCAGAGUCUCUACGUCUUCCUGGAGAAUAUCGACCACCUGCAGGACCUGCGCCUGAAGGCCUGGACGGACAAGCAGAAGGACCUGGAGAAGAAGCGCCGAGAGUGCCUGAGCAGCAUGGCAACCAUGUUCCCCAAGCUCAAGCUGGAAUGGAACAUUCAUCUGCACACCCCUGUGGUCACCUCCCCAAAUUCAAGGAAAAGCAAGCCGCCCCCCUCCUUACUCCGGCGUGUCCACUCUAGCAGCCCCUUCUGCAAGCAGCCCCCAGAGCAUCUUCCAUCCAAGAACCAGAAAUGUAUGCCUCUGCGGAUGGCCCGCCCACGGAGGAACCAGAUGGAGACUGUUUGGAAGACUGAUGUGGCCUCCUCCAGUCACCCAAUAGUAAAGAAGACCCCUGUCAGCCUGUCCUGGGACCAGCUAGGGGGAUGCCCAGAUGUUCCCCGGCUAUUGGCAUUGGAUGUGCAUUCCUCCUACCAUAAAAGCUUGAUGUCCCUCAAGGCCUGUGUCUCGGCCACCCACAGAAAGGAACACCUGGAGCUUUCAAAUGAGUCUGCUGAACUUGUUCAUAAAAAGUCAAGCGAGUCCCUCCCUGGAACCCUGAAAAGCCAGAAGGAUCGAGACAAUCACAGUCCCCACUCCAUCCCGUAG
Myotis lucifugus (little brown bat) is the source of this 2817-nucleotide messenger RNA. RefSeq names its product family with sequence similarity 186 member B (gene FAM186B). NCBI's taxonomy places the organism in Eukaryota, Metazoa, Chordata, Mammalia, Chiroptera, Vespertilionidae. The record is from RefSeq and is a predicted model, not a curated record. The coding region runs from base 1 to 2817 and encodes 938 amino acids. The transcript is spliced from 8 exons.